AUGUCUAAAACUGUAAGAAGUGGAAAACCCAAUUGUUUAUCCCACCAUUGUUUGACAAAACUUCUGGUAGUCAAAGAAUUGAAGUUGUUGUCUCCACCUCGUGAUUGGGAGUCACUUGUCAAUUCUCAAGAUGAUGAGGACACACAGCCCUCUGAGGAAGAGGAAUCUCCAGGAGAGGGUUACUCCAAAGAUAAGUCUUAUGAUGAGGCGUCUGUUUCUGAGGAUGAGGCUUCUGAAGAGGAGUCUACUUCUAAAGGAAUUGAAUCAUCUAGUGAAAAUGAGGAAAUUAAUUUAGUGGUCCUGUUUGAAGUAACUAAAAAACGGGGAAAAUUCAACAGGGAAUUUAGUAAGGAAAAGCGGCAAAAGGUGAAAGAACGGGAACUCCCUAAAUCCAGGAAACAAGCAAUUAAGUCUCCAGAGGAUUCCCCUAAAAGUGAUCAAGAGGAUGUGCAAAGUACCUCGCAUGGUAGUCCAUUACUUGUAGAUGAUCAAAAUAAGGAAACAAGGGAUGCCACUCCAAAGGAAACAGGGGACGUGCCAUCAACAGAAAAAGCACAUGAGAAGGAGAAAAUAGAUGAGUUGGUUGAUAAUAGUGUUCGAUCAUCCAGGACUAAGAGACAGGAAGCCGAAGAGGAAUUUGAGGAGGAAGACCCUAAAGUGAUAAAGGAGAAAGAGUUUCAGGAUUUGCAAGACAACGUGGUCAAACUACAGAUAGAGAAUCAGACUUUACUUGAGAUGCUACAAGAAGCACACUCUGUUAUCAAUUCACAGACAUAA
Cryptomeria japonica (Japanese cedar) is the source of this 777-nucleotide messenger RNA. RefSeq lists its product as uncharacterized. The transcript is spliced from 3 exons. The coding region runs from base 1 to 777 and encodes 258 amino acids. The record is from RefSeq and is a predicted model, not a curated record. NCBI's taxonomy places the organism in Eukaryota, Viridiplantae, Streptophyta, Pinopsida, Cupressales, Cupressaceae.